GCUAACUAGGCGACGCUAAUUUGACGGACAUACAUAUUUAUUCUUCUCUAAGUUUACUAUGCGAGAAAAUUUGUUUAUAAGAUGGGUUCAACAAUGGUAAAACCGUUGGUAAAAAAUGGAAAUUUAUUGGAUGUAUUGCCAUCGCAGGGUACUCUACAUGUAGUCAUGUUAGGAUUAGAUUCUGCGGGAAAAUCAACGGCACUAUACAGACUAAAGUUUGAUCAGUAUUUGAACACAGUCCCAACAAUUGGAUUUAAUUGCGAGAAGGUUCAAGGAACAAUUGGAAAAGCAAAGGGUGUGCAUUUUCUAGUUUGGGAUGUGGGAGGACAGGAAAAAUUAAGACCACUUUGGCGAAGUUACACUCGUUGCACAGAUGGUAUUUUGUUCGUCAUCGAUUCUGUUGAUAUAGAACGUAUGGAAGAGGCAAAAAUGGAAUUAAUGCGCACAGCAAAAUGUCCGGAUAAUCAGCCCUUUUAAAGCUGUUAAGGCAAGCAAUCUGGCAACCCCGUCUAUCUGGCAAUUUUGACAACCGAACUUCCGCUUGAUUGGCUUGUUCUUUUGCGAUCAAAACGCCAAAGUGAAAAGUUGUCUAGCCGAACGUUGGCUGUGGAUGAGCCCAGCCGUUCGCCGCUGCACGUGCGUUGUGGUUGUGGCGAAAAGACUCCAGGAAGUGUUAGAAAACCCCCCCGAUAGUUUACGUAGCGCUCAUCAAAAGCCUACGUCCAGCAACGGAUCGAGUUUCGACCCAGAGGUCUACGGCGGAGACACCGCGUGGAUCAUCGGCCAGAGAUCCAGGAAAAGCUUUCCUCGAUCAGCCCCUAAACGUGCGCGAACCCGGUCCAGACUCGAACCACGAUAGGCGAGGUCUGUGGCCGGCGACGUGUGCGUGAUUGGGGCAGCAGAAGAUCAGGAGCGGAGCUGGAACCUGGCCAACCCAGGAGCGUGGAGGACAUAACCUCACUUUCCGGCGCAGAACCGCAUGUUCGUUUGGGCCGACCUCGACCAAGUGAUGGGCUAGCCGACGAUCGCUGAGGCAGACAUCUCGUCCAUAGUGACGAUUCAACAAUAACAACCAGGAGAGAAGCGCGACAAGCUGUGCCAGGAUUAGUGUAUUAUUAAGUAGAAUUUAAUUUUUAUUAUUUUUUUUGUAAAUCAUUUUGGAUCGUACCUAGACUCAUCUUCUUUUCCUGUAGAGCAUUGAUAAGAUUUUGGCAACAUGCAUCAAAACUCCAUAAUUUAAUUCGCAUUUUUAACCCGAUCACCCCAAAACAUCCAGCGUUAUCGUCUACACGCCUGUGGACUUCGAGGGAUGGUUGCGUGAGUAAACAUUGUGACUUGAUCAUGUAACAGUGCCUCUAGAGGAAAACAUAUGAAUAGUCAGUCCAUAUCCAAAUGAUUGGGUAGACGUUCUACCUUAACUCCUACUUUACAUACAUACAUAUAAUUCUUUAUCUACACAUUUUACAUUACAUUCCAAUUUGUUAAUUAAGCUAUAUUAAACUCAUUUUGUAGGAUUAGGACCAAUUAGGAGUAAGGGUUUAGGUUAGGCAGAGUCUGAAGAAGAAGCAAUUAUGUUUUUGUAUUGAAGUUUGAUUUUGAAAUGAAGUGAAUUUAUAAUUUUAUGGGCACCUGA
Molecule: messenger RNA, 1633 nt
Organism: Drosophila ananassae
Lineage: Eukaryota; Metazoa; Arthropoda; Insecta; Diptera; Drosophilidae
Gene: Arl4
Product: ADP-ribosylation factor-like protein 4A
Exons: 6
Coding region: 82-477 (131 amino acids)
Biological process (GO): vesicle-mediated transport; intracellular protein transport
Cellular component (GO): cytoplasm
Molecular function (GO): GTP binding; GTPase activity
Source: RefSeq, a predicted model, not a curated record